AUGAUUGAGAACCAAACGUAUUUGGACAAAAAGGAACGGCAGCUAAUGAAUCUCCAAAAAAGUUUAAAUGAACUGCAAGAAUCAUUCGCCAUCAAAAAAAGGGAGAUGAAUAUGUUCCCAGAUGUCAUCAGAAAACAACAUAUAAGUCGCCUAAAGCUCUAUAACGAAUUACGAGACACUGGCUUAAGAUUGGCCCAACUGGUGGCAGAUGAAAAGCAAUGUAAGAUGAAAGAAGUAUUCGAUGAGAUGGGCUAUGAAAUGGCCGACAAAUGA
Messenger RNA from Lachancea fermentati, 273 nucleotides. The record is from the annotation of a GenBank genome assembly. Lineage: Eukaryota; Fungi; Ascomycota; Saccharomycetes; Saccharomycetales; Saccharomycetaceae.